AUGGGCUGCAAGAACAACCGUGGACAAGCCAAGCUUGUACCAAUGUCUGUCAAGAUCGCACAGGAGCAGAACAACAAGAAGGAAGAACUUGCUGCAAAGAUGGCAGCUGCAGACAAGAAGUGGUAUGAGCAGAGAGAUGCCUGGAACAAGCUACAGUUGGAGAAGAAGAAUGCCUGGAAGAAGCUGCAGUGGGAGAAGAAGGCUGCUGAAGAAAAGAAAUUAGCCGACAAGAAGAUUACUGAGGAGAACGCCAAGAAGGUGGCUGCGACCAUCCAGUUUGAAUGCAUCCAAAAGCAUUACGCCUUGGUUCUCAAGCAGAACGGAGAUGAUAAGCAACUUUUUAUCGAUCUUAACUUUAUCGCCGACCCUCCCACCGAUAUGUUGGCUUUGAUGAAAGUUUUGCCUGAGUACUCUGCGGCCAUCACUAAGGUCCAAGUCAAGUUGAUUCAGCCUAUGCAACAUGGCUCAAGAGCAAUCUAUAAUCAACGUGUUCAGAAUAUGAACAAGUUGAUUGAACAGCUCAACACUUUCCCACUCACCGAGCUUAAUGUUCUUGUCGAUGUCAACAGUCAUGAGAACUUCCAUCAGUUCAAGCUGGCUGCAGCAUUUAACGGACUCAAUUUUGAAGAUUGGACCAUGGAUUUCCAGAUCAUGGCCGGCCCUAAUCGCUAUUCUAUCGAUCCGUACAGUUCCUACGGAAAGCGUCUUCGUGGUGUCUACCGCACUGAGUUUUGCAAUCAAUAG
Botrytis deweyae is the source of this 744-nucleotide messenger RNA. RefSeq lists its product as uncharacterized. NCBI's taxonomy places the organism in Eukaryota, Fungi, Ascomycota, Leotiomycetes, Helotiales, Sclerotiniaceae. The transcript has a single exon. The coding region runs from base 1 to 744 and encodes 247 amino acids. The record is from RefSeq and is a predicted model, not a curated record.